Messenger RNA from Nylanderia fulva, 2112 nucleotides. It is a transcript of the gene Oda, whose product is annotated as Ornithine decarboxylase antizyme. Gene Ontology annotation, molecular function: ornithine decarboxylase inhibitor activity. Lineage: Eukaryota; Metazoa; Arthropoda; Insecta; Hymenoptera; Formicidae. Gene Ontology annotation, biological process: positive regulation of protein catabolic process. The record is from RefSeq and is a predicted model, not a curated record. Gene Ontology annotation, cellular component: cytoplasm; nucleus.
CGCUGGGCGUGGGGCCUCUGUGGUGGUCCUGAUGUGCCCCAUGCCGCAUUGUCUGUAUCUACAGUCAACACAGAGAGCCGCGGCGUGGGGAUCAAGCAGAGUCAGCUCUCUGUGAGCUCCCACAUUGUGCAAGAGGAUGAAUUGUUGAAAGCUGUAAGAAGUAACGAACCAUUGCGUCUAACGUUCACUCUCCACUUGACCGAGAGUACAUCCGUCGAAUGGGAGACAGUAGCGUGGCGCCGUUGUCUAUACAUUCGCGUACCGAGCUGCCUUCUGCCCGAAGGAUCAAAAGAGGGCUUUCUUUCGCUCCUAGAAUACGCCGAAGAAACACUGCGUUGUACCAAUAUCAUUGUCUGCCUUCGCAAAGAUAGAUCAGAUCGAGCAAUGCUGGUUCGUACCUUCAUGUUCUUGGGCUUCUCGGUCCUGCCACCAACUCAUGCCUUGGUACCGCCAGGCAGUGAUGCUGGCAAUCUCUACAUGCUCUAUGCCAUCGAGUAAUCGGCAAAGCAGUUUGGCCUCUCUCAAAUUUAACGCGUACCGCCACAUAUAGUUAUGAAAUUCUGACAAGGAGACAAUUGGAAAUUAUUUAAUGUUUAUCUUAUAUUUAUAAGUUUUCUUAUAUAUAUAUAUAAUUUGCGUUUUUAUUUAAUUAAAAUUUAGGAAUUUAAGUUUCGACAAGAAAAUUGAACAUUAUAAAAAUUUGAUGUAAAAACAAAUUUACAUUAGGUGAUCACACAGAAAACACCUUAGCGUUAAAUUUAAGAGGCUUGAUAGAGAAAUAAAAAAAUAUAGUCGGGAAUACGUAGAAUGCGUACAUAAAAGGCUUUCGAUGGGUAUAUCGAUUCAUUCUCUUGAACACAAUGUUAAUAAUUAUUGUAAGAGCAUAUAAGCUGCUGACAAAGCUUCCCACGUGACGAAAUUUGACGGAAUUUGGAAUCGCGUAUUAACAACUGAAUGCGACGACAAACUGUUAAAUUUUAGAGAAAAUUUAUUAUCGAUAUAUCUCAAUGUUAAUUGUGGCAGAUUGGGUAUCACCGCAAUAUUCUUCGUUAAUAUAGGUACAUUUUCUUAUUUGUAAGUAUUAUUGAUCACGUGUAAUCUAGAUUUAAUACUUGCGUUGUUUGCGUGCGCUCAUGAAAUUCAUUCAAUGAGUUAAUUUUUAUCCUUUCUAAGGUGCAUAAAUUAGUUGACAUUGAUAUUCUUUAUAAUUAAUUAAUUGACAUUCUUUAUAACAGAUAUGUAACUACAAGAUGUAAUUAUUUUUAUUUUGCAGUUCUGAUAGUUUAAAGUUUCUGUUAAGUAAAAAACUGUGAAAGUAUGAAGUAAACAAAAAUUUUGUUAACUGCAUUGAUUUAAAAAUCUUUAUGAAUAAUUUUUAUAAAAUAUGUUCGAAUAAGUUCAGUGCUCUCCAAUUUAGCACUUAUUAUAAGAAGCAAAUGCAAAAUUGGUAGCACAACACAUUGCUAAUUUGAGAUUUUUGAUUAGAAACAGUAUGUUAUACCAAUAAUCGAAAAGAACAAAAUAUUUCGCGGUUUUUAACAUUUUUUUUAAAUUGGAAGAGAUACAGGAUUACUAUAAAUCAUAUUCAUCGUUAUAUUAUAAGAGAGAGCCUUAUCUUAUAACUUUUUCUUUACUGGUAUAGAUUCUUAAGUAUAAGUAAUAGUAUAAUUUGGUAAUCCCCAAUCAGUUAACAUUGAAGAGAUUUUGCUAAUAAAUGCGUUCUUUAGUGUUGACUUGAUAAUGGACAACAUGAAAAAUAUAAAAAUACAAAAAAAAAUGAAAAAUAUCACAAAAAGAAUAAAAAAAAGUGUUAAUAGCUUAUUAGGAAUAUAGAUAAAGAUAAGUACAGAAUGACGGACUAUUGUAUGUUAACUUCACGCAAAUAAUUAUCGAAAAUUUUGCCUCAAGUUUUUAAAUUGAUAAAUAAUUCCGUGCGCGUUUUAUCCCGUCAGUUAGUAUUAUAUAUUCGUAUCUCUGACCACACAUACACAUACAUUCAUACACACACACACACACACACACACGAAAAGUAAAUAUGUAUGCUACAUUUCUUAUUCAUACAUGAAGACGUAAUUGCUAAAUAAACAUUUAAUAAAACUAUAUAUAUAUAUA